AUGGAGGGAAGAAGGGUGAAGGCUGGAUUCUUGGAUGGAAUCACAAAUAUAGUUCCAGCUCUCGGCGGUGUAAACAUCAAAGAACUGUUGAAUGAGGCAGCUGAUGAAAUGGGAGGGAAAGUGCUGUUAGAUUUUAAUGACACAAUGGUGAUAGGAUUCAAGUUUUUCUGGAGUAAAUCCAAUGCGGUUUUACCAGUUUAA
Prunus armeniaca (apricot) is the source of this 201-nucleotide messenger RNA. NCBI's taxonomy places the organism in Eukaryota, Viridiplantae, Streptophyta, Magnoliopsida, Rosales, Rosaceae. The record is from the annotation of a GenBank genome assembly.